This is a messenger RNA of Macrosiphum euphorbiae (potato aphid), 612 nucleotides long. NCBI's taxonomy places the organism in Eukaryota, Metazoa, Arthropoda, Insecta, Hemiptera, Aphididae. The record is from the annotation of a GenBank genome assembly.
AUGUCUUCUAAACAGAUUCAAAAAUUUAAGGAUGAAAUUGAAGCACUAAAAAAAGAAAAUCGUGAUCAAAAGGAGGCACACGAAGAAGAUAUUCAAUAUCUAGAAAAAAAAAAUUGUGAUCGUAGGUCUAUUAACGCUGACUCCAACACUGAAAUUGAACGUCUAAAAAAAAAAAAUCAUGAACUUGUGAUUAAAAAUCAGGAAAUUGUAGACGAAAAUCAAGAUCUACAAAAAGAAAAUCUUGAACUUGUUGCUGUUAAAUCUAAACUCAACGCUAAAAUUGAGGAAUAUAAAGAAAAACAACAAGAAAUAGAACAACAACUUUGUGCCAAAUUUGAAAAAUUGGCAGUUUAUGCUGGCAUUACUCUGUCACCUGUCCCGGUGGAUAAAUUACAACAUUGUACGGAAUGGUGGUGCCCAAAGCAUUCAAAGUUUGCUACUAUUGUUGAUGAGUUGAAACAAUCUAUUGGAGAAGAUAAGCUAAUAAUAGAUCGUGCAAAAGCUAGGUUUAAAUACUGGAAUAGUAAACCUAAUGGGGAAACAUGCUGCAAAAAUAAUCGUAAAUAUAAAGAUAGAAACACAUUUUUGCCACCAUCAAAUUGGCCAAAAUGA